AUGCGCAAGGAGCAAAAGUGGAAGCUGAACGAGCAGCAAGCCAUCAAUGACGAGCUCAAGGCAAAGGAAGACCGUCAGCAAGACCAGCGUGGGGACGUCGAGCGCCUGCGGGAGCGCCAGACUUGGCAGGCUCGCGUCGCUGCGCUGCCGUUUCCGCAAUAUCAGCUUCCCAAGAAGGUUUUCAAGGAGGCUAAAGAUGAGCAUAAGAAGGCUGAGAAAGACUUCGCGCGGCUACAGCGUCAAACGGAGCCAAAUUUGCUGGCAGAGCGAGAGAAGGAUGCCUACCUGAAGCGUAACGAGCAGGUCGUGCCGAAGUGCGCGAACAUGGCCGAGAAGAGCGAGAACCAGGCAAGUAAUAUCAAGACUGCAAUCGAGGCGAAAAAACAGCAGAUCAAAGAGCUGGAUGGGGAGACUGCGGCCGCGAAGAAACUCUCGGAUAAAGCGAAGCAGGAUAUGCCCGGUCUGCAGCGGAACAAGACAGCUCUUGAGCGUGCUAUUGAGGAUAGGCCCGCAGACAUCGACUUUCCGGCCUAUAAUGAGCGACUCCGGGAAGUGACGAGGCAGAUUAGAGACAUUGACCCUAGGCGUGAGGAGAUUCGUCUAGAGAUCGGGAGUCUAAGCCAGCACAUCAAGCAGCGGGCCGCUAUCAUUGAGCAAGCAGAAGCCGAGAAGGCUAGCCUCAACACGCAAGCGGGCCAGCAGGCUAAAAAGCUCAAACGUGCCUCUCCGGAGGCGCACAGAGCCUGGGAAUGGAUCCAGAAGCAUCCCGAACGCUUUCAGGGUGAGAUCUACGGUCCUCCCAUAGUCUCGUGCUCGGCAAGGGAUCCGCGCUUUGCGCGACAGGUGGAAAGCGCGCUCGGUCAAGGCAAGAUGAUCGCGUUCACCGCCACUUCCCGGGAUGACUACCGCGAGCUGGGGAAGGUGGUGCAUGAUGAGUUGAGGUUGGAUCGGAUCAAUAUCCGGCAGUCUGGCACGCCUCUAGCUAACUUCAGGGCGCCGUGCACGGACGAGCAGCUCCGCUCCUACGGCCUGAAAGGAUGGAUACUUGACCUUAUCGAAGGGCCGGAGGCGUGCUGGCUAUGCUGUGCGAUAACCGCAGAAUUCACGCUACGGGAUAUAUGA
This is a messenger RNA of Recurvomyces mirabilis, 1122 nucleotides long. Its product is annotated as Structural maintenance of chromosomes protein 5. Lineage: Eukaryota; Fungi; Ascomycota; Dothideomycetes; Mycosphaerellales; Teratosphaeriaceae. Gene Ontology annotation, cellular component: nucleus; Smc5-Smc6 complex. Gene Ontology annotation, molecular function: single-stranded DNA binding; ATP binding; ATP hydrolysis activity. Bases 1 to 1122 code for a protein of 373 amino acids. The transcript has 2 exons. Gene Ontology annotation, biological process: double-strand break repair via homologous recombination. The record is from RefSeq and is a predicted model, not a curated record.